Messenger RNA from Saprolegnia diclina VS20, 2415 nucleotides. RefSeq lists its product as hypothetical. The transcript is spliced from 3 exons. The coding region runs from base 1 to 2415 and encodes 804 amino acids. Lineage: Eukaryota; Oomycota; Saprolegniomycetes; Saprolegniales; Saprolegniaceae. The record is from RefSeq and is a predicted model, not a curated record.
AUGGCCAAGCACGUGGCCGAGCGUUGCGCGUACGAAGCUGCGGUCGCGCUGGUCCACGAGCCGGGCGCUUUCGUCUCGACUGGCGCUCUGCCGCAGUCUCCGCCGUUCCUCAUCCGCCCAGAUCCAAGCGCUCUACCCAUCCCGAGCGCGGCCAUAGCGUUUGCCUACGACGAAGGCUUUAACUCGAUGCUCGAGACGAUUGAAGAAGACAUUACGCGGGACUUGGCGCCGACGGGCGAGAUGCAGCUCGUUCUCUCGCACAUGGCGAUCGAUAGCGUUGGCGACGCGGCGACGUUCAAGCUGCUCCCGACCAACGACGCCAAUGACGCCUGCACGUUUGGCUCGCUCAUCGUUCUCCUUCCAUCCAUGCACGAAGGCGGCGUCAUCACGUGCACGCACGGCAGCGAGACUGCGAGCUUUGACGUCGAGACGUCGCCGGUUGUGACGGCGUUUGCGGCGGCCUUUCUGAGCACUUCGUUCACAUCGGCGCCGAUCACAUCGGGUCGCCGCGUCGCACUCGUCUUUCGAUUGAGCUACGACGAGGCGCACGACAACAUGCGAUUGGCGGCGCCCAACCAAGAACCGGCCAUUGCAGCGUUCACAGCGCUCGCCCACUCACCGUUUUUGACAUACCAGUGCAUUGGCAAGCCCGUUGCGUACCCGACGCCCAGCGAACCUCCAUCGUUCGAGCACCUUGAGAGCAUUGACAAGGGCCUCGUCGACGUCCUUCUUGUGACCAAAUGCUUUGACGUCGGGUUGGUGGUGGACGCGACGUACUACUGCAGAGCGGGCUACGUACUGCUGCACCCUGCCUGCGGCGUGCCCGACAUCAUUUGGGACACGUGCAAGUACCGAAAGCCUGAUCUCACCCUCGGCGACAGCGCAGAGUCGUCGUGUCGGCUGAUCUUUUGGCCAAAACAUCACCGCGUCGUCCUGGGCGAUUGGGACGAUGCACUCGAGUACUUGGCCAUCGUGCUGCUCGGGGACGCGCCGGACGAUGGCCACGGGCUUGACGAAGAUGACGGUUAUCUCGGUCUUAGAGAUGUGGACGUAAUCUUGCGUGCGGCGAUGACGACCUUUGGCCCCGAUCGACGGCUCCCACAAGAUUAUUUCUAUGGGCGAAGGCAUCCACUGGCGAUCAUGGCCCGUCUCUUGGCGCAUCAAGAUGAUCUCGACCUCACGCUGCACUUUGUCGCCAACAUUGUCUCGUUCGAUCGAGAAGAUGUGUCCGUGUCCGACGUCGCGCUCUGGCUGCAUGGGCUCCUCACGACGCAUGGAUGGGGGCCGUUCUUACCGGCAUUGCUGCAGCUCCUCCCGCGCUUGUCCAAACGACACGUCCUUGACGUUCUGCACCUUUUGACGAGCUUUGUCGGCCUCGACGAUGCGCCGCUACACGUCAUUUUCAAGCGGAACUUGCUUCUCGAAGCCUACGUCACCAACACGGCGCCACACCUCGCGCGUGCCAACUACAUUGGCCACCGCCUGCCACCGGCGCUCGUCUCGGCCGUCGAUGCAUUUGUCUUGCCACCGCCGCCAUCGGUGGCGCCGCUGUUCAUGGCAGACCGCAGCUGCAACUUCCACGCAGACAUUGCAGUGGGCCUCGCCUCUGCGAUUCAACGCGAUCCGACGAUCGCACGCAGCCCGUUGGUCGCGCAUGUGCUCGAUGCGUUCCGCGCUCGCACCAUGACUGAGCAGGACGUAUGCGACUUGGAGCAAGCGGGCCUGGACGUGGCGGGAAGCCUCAUGUACCUCGCACUCUUCGUAAAGCGCCUCGACGACGCCGUAUUUCUCAACUUGACCAGAGCGUGGGGCCUUGGGCUGCUCCCCGUGGCCCGUACGAUUGCCACCAAGUUCAAAGAGCUGGUCGCACCGGCUUUGACGUCGCGGAUCGCCGCUUAUAUCGUCGCGUCAUCGCACACGCUCGCUGAGAAAGAGAUGCGCUGUCGGAUGCUGCGUUGCACGGUCUACGCGCCAGAUACGUCCAAGGCGCAUAAACUCGUGCGUGAUGCGAUCGAGCUGCUCAGAUGGUUCGCGAUCGACGAGCUGCUAGCGUUCCUUGACGUGUGGUGUGACGCGCUUUGGAAAACACUGCGAGAGACGGACCAGCUGCUGCUCCCGCUGGCGAACCUCUUCGUGCAUGUCGAUGCGCCUUUGUGCCGCAGACUUUUCGCUCUGGCCACGACCAAGCCAUCGGCCAACUCAUACAGCGAGUCGUUCAGCUACGCAUAUGGCUCCAGAGACGUGUGGGGCUCGACGUUCCCGCGGGCUGCCGACGCGCGCAGUAACGAAGCCGCCGUGGUAGACCGAGUUGCGACGGUCAUUGCAACGUUGCAAGCGCAAUUAUGCACAUCAACAAAGACAACUGUGGACGUCAAGAACGAUACGACGCGACAGACAAAGCGCCAGCGGCGAUAG